CCUGGAAGCUGACGGCAGCAGAGAGACCGGAGAGACACCAGCAGAGGCGGAGGAGAGCCGAGAGGAGCAGAGAGCUGAGGCGGACCAUCAGCUGUGCUUCCCAGCCAGAUGAGCCAUCACACAGGCUGCCGCACAGCCGGCUCUGCGCUGGGGCCCCGGAGCUAGGCGCAUGCGUUUGUGCCACAAGGCUCUAAAAACUACUUCUCCUCCAUAGACUCUUUAGUUUGUAGCUUUUUUUUUUUUCCAUAUUUUUUUUUUAAUUUGCCAUCAUGGUACUGGGCAAAGUGAGGGCCUUGGCAAUCUACUUUGACAGUCUGAAUGAGAACAACCUGCCGGCGUACUCCGGUGGGGACCUGGUGUCAGGGAGGGUGGUGGUGGAGGUGACCGGGGAUGUGCGGGUCAAGAGUCUGGAUAUAACCGCAAGAGGAGUCGCCAAGGUCCGAUGGACGGAGUCUCGGAACGCCGGGGCCAACACGGCUUACACUCAGAACUACACGGAGGAGGUGGAAUAUCUCCACCACUACGACACUUUGAUAGGAGAGGAGAGAGAUGAGGACUGUCCAGAGGAAGGCCUGACUGUUCUGCAUGCAGGCUUACACGAGUUUGCGUUCAGCUUCAACCUGCCUCAGAUGGCCUUGGCCACUUCCUUUGAAGGGAAGCAUGGCAGUGUGAGGUACUGGGUGAAAGCUGAACUGCACCGUCCAUGGCUGCUCCCUGUGAAAGUCAAGAAAGAGUUCAUUGUGUUUGAACACAUCGACAUCAACACGCCGCUGCUGCUGGCCCCUCAGGCUGGUACCAAGGAGAAGACACUGUGCUGCUGGUUCUGCGCUUCAGGACCAAUCUCCCUCAGUGCCAAGAUCGAACGAAAGGGCUACACACCAGGUGAGUCUAUCCAAAUCUUUGCCGAGGUGGAGAACUGCUCGUCCCGCGUCGUGGUGCCCAAGGCAGCGCUGUACCAGACGCAAACCUUUUUUGCUAAGGGCAAGGGGAAGCAGAUCGAGCAGCUGGUGUCCAAUUUGCGAGGAGACCCUCUGCCACAGGGGAAGAGCCAGAGCUGGGAGGGCAAACUGCUCAAGAUACCUCCAGUAUCCCCUUCCAUCCUGGACUGCCCCAUCAUCAGAGUGGAGUACGCACUGGUGGUGUAUGUGGACGUUCCUGGGGGGUUGAAUUUGUCUCUCUCAUUGCCGCUGGUGAUCGGGACCAUACCUCUUCAUGCUUGCGCCACUCGUACAUCCAGUAUCAGCAGCAACUGCAGCACUUUGAACUGGCUGGGCCUGACAGAGAGACCCGAAGCACCGCCAAGCUACAGUGACCUGGCAAUAUCAGAGUCUCACAGGAGGGAUUGUCUGCAGGGCUGUGAUAGGUCCGACGAGGAGGGAGAGGAGCAGGGAUCUGUGCUAACAUACAUCACAGAGUUCAGAUAUCUGCCCCCGCCACUCUACUCAGAGGUUGACCCGUACCCUGACCCCGUGGAGGUGUGCGGGGCUUCGGAUGUCAGGAGACCUGACGCGUGCCCAUCCCGCUGAAGUGAUCUGAGCAGCUCAGAAGACUUCUGUAUGACCAGCCGGAGCUUCCUCAGCUCAGGAUCCCACCAAUGUUAGCUACAGACCCACAUAGCUGGCUUCCCUCCAGAUAAUACAUCUCCAUAAAUAAGGCGAGACCCUCCCUGACCCGGGCACGCCAGCUGUGAGAGUAUUCGGUGACUGUUGAACGUAUGGACCAGGGAUUUCAAGCCAUGCUGGAUCCUCUCUAUCCUGUCCUCUGACACCACUGUAAGACUAUGACGAGGCAAAGUGAAAACAGCACUCCCAGUGGUCAGAAGAUCCUCCUGCCUCACCAUGAGAUUUGCACAUACCGUAAUUACUGUUUUCUAUCGGUGGUUUAAUAUACUGCAGGUUUUGCAGGUUUAUAUGCUAGAUUCUGUCCAGAGAUGUAAACAAUAUUGUACUCUUUAAUCUAAAUGGCACAUUUACAACAGGACAGAAGCUCUGUUUAGUUUAAUGGUAGUUUGAGCUUGAGACUGUGGCCUAAAGGCGCCGCUGAGCUUCAGGUGGAGGUAAAGCUAACUUUGCGUGAACAAAAAUGAACUAAGAAAUUAAAAAAAAAGAAAAAAAAAGGAGCAAGCGAAAUAGCCAGAUGAAAUUUCUGGUAGUUAACUGCGGAAAUGUGUUUCAUAAACAACCACCUCGAGCACUUAAAGUAAAGCUCAACUAGUAAUGAAUGUGUUUGAGAGAGAGAAAGUAUGUGUAUGUGUGUAUGUGUGUAUGUGUGUGUGUGUGUGUAUGUGUGUGUGAAUCAGGUAUCCAGCCAGACAGGGUCUAGCAAAAAGCACAACUCCGACCAACCCUGAUUACGUACCAUAAGUCGCCUGUUGGUUUCUGCUCUGAACUAAAGCUUCUCUCGCUGUAGAUUUUUCCAGACGCAGAUAUUAAAAAGCUACCUGCUUCAGAAAAGAAUAUCAAAGUAUAAAAAGAUAAAUGUUUACAAGAUGAAUAUAUCAAAUUGAGAAUGUUGUUCAAACAUGACUUCUUCCACCUAAAAAAA
Sphaeramia orbicularis (orbiculate cardinalfish) is the source of this 2544-nucleotide messenger RNA. RefSeq names its product arrestin domain-containing protein 3-like. The record is from RefSeq and is a predicted model, not a curated record. Gene Ontology annotation, biological process: protein transport. Bases 270 to 1526 code for a protein of 418 amino acids. Gene Ontology annotation, cellular component: cytoplasm. The transcript is spliced from 8 exons. NCBI's taxonomy places the organism in Eukaryota, Metazoa, Chordata, Actinopteri, Kurtiformes, Apogonidae.